AUGAGUAAAAACAAAGUGAAUCGUAAUCGAAAAGGAACUAAACAAAGCAGUGGACAUGAAAAAAGAUCAAAAUCAUCAAGUAAACGACCGUUGAACCGUUUUGAAUUGGAAACGCCGGACGAUACAAAUGUUAGUACAUCUGCAAAAAAAUUGAAAGAAUCUGCUGAAGAAUACAACAUUGAAGUAGAUGCUUCUGAAAAAAGGCAGGGCACUACAGAAUAUGCAGAAUGGCUUGAAAAUCACGCAAACGAGUGCGAUGCAAAUCAUGAGGGAUCUGCCGGUAAAAUGGAAGUCGACGCAGUCAUUGAAAUGUUUCAGCGCUCUGAAGAAUUAUAUCAAGUGAAAUAUGCUAAUUACAUUGGAGAUGGCGAUUCCAAAACAUUCAAAGGCAUUUUAGAUUCUGAGUAUGAAAAUUUUACUGUUUCCAAAAAAGAAUGCGUAGAUCAUGUGCAAAAGCGUAUAGGAACUCGUCUACAUAAUUUGAAAAAAGUUACAAAGGGCCUCGGAGGAAAAGGAAAAUUAACCGGAAAAUUAAUCGACGAAUUAUGGAUUUAUUACGGUCUGGCAAUACGUCGAAAUUGCGAUUCAGUCGAAAAAAUGCGGAAUGACAUAUGGGCAACGCUUUAUCACAAAAUGUCUACGGACGAAGAGCCGCAGCACGAAGAUGUCCGUCCGGUGAAGAUUCGUGAUGCUCGUGGCAGCGAAUGAAUGCCGCUAAUAUCUUGGGAAAACAUCAUCAUAAACCAACUCUUUCCCAAGAUGUAUUCAAAGCCAUAAAGCCAAUAUACGAAGAUUUAA
Monomorium pharaonis (pharaoh ant) is the source of this 798-nucleotide messenger RNA. RefSeq lists its product as uncharacterized. Lineage: Eukaryota; Metazoa; Arthropoda; Insecta; Hymenoptera; Formicidae. The transcript is spliced from 2 exons. The record is from RefSeq and is a predicted model, not a curated record. Bases 1 to 708 code for a protein of 235 amino acids.